AUGCUAAGUCGAAUGACAUCAUUCAUGAUAAUGCGAUUCUGCAUUUGGUGCAAACACUUUCGCUUAUCUAUUGCGUCACGUCCGCGCCUUGUCAUGGGCUGUUGUAUAGACAGCCUUGAUGUGAACUAUAUCGCCCCAUGCAUGCUAGCUCUAAUGUGGCUAACAAAAAUGCCUGAGAACAGGAACCGACGAUGCAACCGGCUUUUUUCUUCACUCCCAGUCCUUGAGCAGUGUAGACUUCUCUUCGAAGCUUUGAGAAUGUCCUUAGAGGCUUGUUGCGUGCUUAAAUAUGCUUCGAAAUGCCCUCUUACAUGA
Molecule: messenger RNA, 315 nt
Organism: Cylicocyclus nassatus
Lineage: Eukaryota; Metazoa; Nematoda; Chromadorea; Rhabditida; Strongylidae
Source: the annotation of a GenBank genome assembly